Molecule: messenger RNA, 5294 nt
Organism: Alligator mississippiensis (American alligator)
Lineage: Eukaryota; Metazoa; Chordata; Crocodylia; Alligatoridae
Gene: IL20RB
Product: interleukin 20 receptor subunit beta
Exons: 7
Coding region: 265-1212 (315 amino acids)
Molecular function (GO): interleukin-20 binding
Source: RefSeq, a predicted model, not a curated record
CUUUUAAAGUGAUAACUGUAUGAAUUAUCCCAAUACCUUUGUGGCAACACCCUCCAAAGAAAAGCAGAUGACUGCUUAGGCAUUGUGUAGUGUCAGCUCUGACUGUUAAAGGAGCAGUUUUCACAUUACAGUGACUCUGGUAAUGUCUCUAUUGAGAUUCAAAAGUUCCAUUUUUUUCAAAGCAUGGAUGAACUGGAUGGGUGUCCUUGUCUGGGAAGAGGAAAUUUAGAGCCAAAUUUCAUGACAUGAACUUGGAGAAAGACAAUGUGCAUCAGCAAAGGGAACAUAAGUUUCAUCUUCUUCCUCUGCUCUUUCAUUCUACCUAUGCACUCAGAUAAAGAAGCUCUGCUGCCAGCUCCUCAAAAUAUCUCUAUUUUUUCCACCAAUAUGAAGCACUUCUUAACCUGGAGUCCGGUGAUCAUCCCUGGAGAAACUGUGAGAUACUCUGUUGAGUUUCAGGGGGAGUAUGAAAGAUACUAUGCCAAUGAGAGCUGGAUUCCCAUCAGUGAGUGCUCAUUCAUCAUUGUUACUCAGUGUAAUGUGACAGAGGACAUCUCUGCUACUGUGCCCUAUAAUCUGCGUGUUAGGGCAGAUGUUGGUACUCAGGGUUCAGAGUGGGGCACCCUGAAACGUCUCUUCAAUCGCAAUACAACUUUGCUCACCCCUCCCAGGAUAAAAGUUAUUGCAGAUGGGUAUCAUUUACUGGUAGAGUUGGAAGACAUGGGGCCAGCCUUUCAGUUUCACAUACUCUAUUGGAAGAAUGGGCAGGAAAGUUCGGUGCAAAAGAUGAUGGUGAAAGAGAUUACCUCUGCUGUUCAUCUGGACACAGUGGAGGCAGGAACUGACUACUGUGUCAAAGUCCAGACAUAUGUAGAGGCCAUUAACAGGAGCAGCAACUUCAGCCAGACACAGUGUAUCAGGGUGCAAGAUGCCAGAUCUACAUGGGUAACUAUUACUCUCAUCUCCUUUGCUGGUUUUAUUAUGGCUGCUUUGGUCCUGCCUUUUCUUAUCUGGAAAAUAAGUCGAAUCUUCGAGUAUUCCUGUUGUCCAGUUGUUAUCCUGCCGGAGACUCUGAAAGUAGCAGAGCCCACCACAAAGUUAUUCCUGCGUGGGAUUGAAAAAGCUGAAUACUGUGAUAUGUCUCUGUGUGUGAUGACCCCUGAAGAGGUCUUUCACCUGUGGAUUCAGGACACACUUUCAUAUGACUUAUGAAGAAUUGACCUGUAAAAAGCCUCUCCAAAAGCAUCCAACACUAAGAGCUAUUCAUACAAUCCUACAGGUAUUUGGUGAGCUCAGAGAUGCCUGAUGCUGGCUGAAAGGACUUGGAACAAUGACAGAAAUAUAAGAAAUAGAUUUGCUCUUGUUCAAAGAGCAAUGUGGAGCUUUACUUCCUUUGAAAAUGUGAGCCUCAUAUCACUGUUCAGGACCAAGGGGUGGGUGGUCAGGGAAGGUCACAUAGUUAUUGGGCAAAGUCCACAAAUUGGGUCCAUAAGGGGGUAGGAAUCAAUCCAGGGUCACAGUAAGCCAGGAAGUAAAAGCAGUGUUCCAAGUAAGCUAGGACUUAAAGCCCCUUCUACACAUUACAGGUAUUGUGCAAUAACUGGUUAAUUAUACAAUUACCUGAAGACCAGCUACACAUGCAAAGAAACUAUCACACAAUGAAAAGUUCCAAACCAGCUAUACAAUUAGACCUCAAAAAUAUGUACUAACUUUAUACCUGGUUGCUAUCAAGCUUUAAUUUACAGAUGUAGGCGGGUGCAUGAAACCCCCUGGCCCUGGGGAUCACAGCUGCAAUGAUCCUUAGAGCUCCAGGGUGGAGGAAACCCCUAGGGCCAAAGGACUGCCACAGGGUGCCCCCCCCCCAAGAUGUAGGAAAUACUGUGGACUGGAGGAUUGCCAUGACUUUUCAGACCCAGACUUCUGCACACCCCUGGAGUGGGGAAGGGAGGAAGUAACCCCUUCAGUGAUCCUUCCAUCCCCCCAGCAUUUCCUGAGCCCCCUGGGGUGCAGGGGGACAUCAUCUCUGUGGUGAUUCUCCAGUCCUGGGGAGUUUCUACAGUGACAGGGCAGGAGGAAGUCACUGCUGUGGCUAUUCAUCCUCUGCCCCACCAAGGGGUUUCACACACCAAUGGGACGGGGAGAUCACCACACUUGUGAUUGGGGGCCCUUCAACUGGGGUGCAUGGGGCACCACCAGUCCCUGCCUUCCUGGGUUUUUGAACUAAUAUGAUUGGAUUUUUUUGAAUAGGACAGACCUGACUCAAGCAUUCAUUUGGACUGUAUGACCUCCUAAAGUCCCUUCCAGUCACACAUUCUUUGAUUCUAUUAUAUGACCCCCAGCAAUGUAGUGGCAGCAAUCUACCUUGUGUAUAGGCCUAGUGUCUGGGCCUACCUUGCACUUGCCACUUUUGGCUGGUAUCGAUGGUAGAGCCCUGGAGUAAAUGAGUGACCUCUGGUGGUGAGGAGCAGUGGUUUGCAUUGUAAUUUGUCCCCUCUCAGGAUCAGGCCUGAGAGACUGGAGGCAGAGUGUUUUUUGGUGAGGAAUGUGCCCCCACAGGUAGUUGGGUUUUGUUGUCUUUGACAGAUUCUGGUGUGCAGCUUGUGGGGGUACUGGAGAUAGUUGGCAGGUUUUGUGUCUUGAGCUGUAGGAAAUUGGCUUCAGUUCUGGUGAUGAGGUUAGGUGCGUGUUUGAACGUACAAACCACUUUUCAGAGCUGGGCCUAUGAGCUGCACUUCAUCAGCCUCCUAGGUAGUAGGUACAGAAACUCAUGGACUCUAUAUAGACAGUGGAGUUCUGGCACGCUGCAACCGGCCAGACAUCUGACACCCCAGGCACCCCAAGCUCCUCUUUUACCUGAACUGCUACAUUCCCCUUUUCCCCCCUACCCCCCACCUUAGCCUGUCCCUCACCCCCUGACGCUUCCAUUUCCAUUUUCACUGACUGGCUUUCUUUCCUGCAUUGCAUGUCAGGCCAGCCUCUGGCUUCCUUACUAUUCCUUCCAUCCAGGACCAACUACAGGUACUUCCUCAGCCUGAUAAAGGGCUUUUCAAUCCUAAAGCUUCCAAAGAUACAUUUUUUUAAGUACUCCUUUUUUUUCAUAAUGCACACACAGACAUAAAAAAAACAAGAUAAGCCAUCACACACCAUGAAUAGCAUCAUAUGUCCAACACAACACAACGUCUUUGCUUCUUGCUGUUCAUUCCUUUAUAAAAUGGAACUGUCACACAGCCUGUCAUUUGGGUACCUUUGCUGCUGCUACUGCUACUACUGGUGUUGAGCCAGCUUAAGUUAUUAUACCUGUUGUCAAGUAAAGUGGAGGACCGAGUGUGAGGCUGAAGGGGAGGAGGAGGCCUCAGUGGAGCACACUACCGUGUAGUGCAGAGGCCCCAGUGCCAGGAAGGGCGCACCUUAACACACGCACACUUUCACCCACCCACAUCAUGAGUUUUGCCUGUCGGCAGCUUGGGGUGCAGGGCCCCAAAUGACAGACUCCCCCAGUGAGAGACACACACACAGCUGGCAGGCUUUGUGGCCUGGCAGGGCCCAGCACUCACUCAGGCCUGCUCUAGGACACACACAGCUGGCAGGCAGACUUCGCAGCCUGGCAGGGCCCAGAACUCAGGCUUGCUCUAGGACACACACAGCUGGCAGGCAUUGUGGCCUCGGGAAGAGCCACGAGCCCUGCAGUUUUCAUCUCCUUGUGUUGUAACACAUAGACGUGACAGGAGCUUUGCUUUCAAGCAUUUGGGGUGCAGUUGCCUCCCAAACCCCUGACCCAAUUUUCUUGAAACUUAGCAGGUUUUGUGGCCUCAGUAAGAGCUACCACCCCUGCAGUUUUCAGCCCCCUGUGGUGUAACACACAGCUGUGACAUGAGUUUGGCUUUCAAGCAUUUGGGGUACAGUUUCCCCCAAACCCCUGCAUUGAUCUUCUUUAAGCUUGGCAGGCUUCAUACUCUUAGCAGAGGCUACCACCCCUGCAAGUUUCAUUCAAAUCAGACAAAAACCAACAAAGAUAUAGAUAUUUCAUUGAUUCCCCUAUGGCCAGAUCUCCGAGGCGGCUCUGAAGCUUCGGAGCUGCUUCGGCCAGAUUGAGGUGGAAACCCGGUCCAGAGCUCUGGAUCAGAUCAUGGCCAUUUGAAGCGGCUAGAUCUGAAGCUGGAUUAGAUUGCUGCUGACUCGCACAGUCCUAGGAGAUAGGAGAUCAGACUUAAUAUUGAUCACCUGGUGAGUAGGUAGUUACAACAUUGAACCAGGAGAAGAAUAAGGACAAGUACUCCUGUUACUGGUUAAGACUUUUCAUGAAAUGGAGAUGCUCCAAAUUCUUGUGGCUAGGAUCUGUACCCAGUGUCAUUUGUCCUCCAAGUGGUGGUGCCAUUCUGCAAAAGAGCAUCUUGAUGGCCACACCUCUUUAUUAAAGAUUUUGCAGUUGUAUUCAGUGGAAGUUAUUUUCCAGAAGUAAAAACAUAUGGGGGGUUUAUACAUGUGCUCCAGGAGUGAGAGGCGGGGGAGCACUUUAAUUAAAAUGUUUCCGAGAGCCACUUUAACUAAAGUGCCUGGAGCAUCUCAUGUAUCAGCAUCCCUGUGCUGAAAAAUGAUGGCAGGGGCACUUUAACUAAAGUUCAUUGAACAAGCUUUAGUUAAAGCACCCUUGUGGCAGAAGGCCACUUGUGUUUCUCCUCCAAAAAUCGGCUCUGUGACAAUUUGGGCCCUGCAGAAGGUACACAACUUACCCUAUCUCUUUAGGUAACCUGAGCUGGAUACAUUCCUAAGAGAGGAGGGAAACCUGCUCCCACUGCCUACAUGACUAGCAUCACAUACGUAGCUGAGGAGCUUGGGAUCCCUGGUGGGCUAGAUACUGCCUGUUUGUCCAGCAACCAGUGAUGCCUUUCAAAUUGGUUGGCUGACAGCCAACAGGUGCUGGCCUCCAUUGGACCAGGCAAAUGAGGUCAUAAGGGCUGUAUAAGUUAAGGACUGCCCAGGAGAAGGGGUAGUAGCCAUGAUGAAAACUCAGAGAGAGAGAAAAGCUGGACCACCUGAACGUUGGUCUCUCUCUCAAUACUCAUGAUCAAGCAACUGCCUGCCUCCAGAGGGACUCUCCACCUGCCUCUGGAUGAUACUCAUGAGUAAGCUACCUGAGAUCUAGCUAGAUAUAUAACUUGCAGUAACUCAGAUGCGUGAUCAAAGGCUACUCUAGUCACCCUGUUUGCUCUAUGGGAUUUGUCUGAUACUGCUCAACGCUGUACCCUAUUUCAACCCUACUCCUUGUAACCAAUAAAGUUCUCCUUUGUAUCUGG